Molecule: messenger RNA, 1079 nt
Organism: Ostrinia nubilalis (European corn borer)
Lineage: Eukaryota; Metazoa; Arthropoda; Insecta; Lepidoptera; Crambidae
Product: kxDL motif-containing protein CG10681
Exons: 3
Coding region: 231-902 (223 amino acids)
Biological process (GO): lysosome localization
Cellular component (GO): BORC complex
Source: RefSeq, a predicted model, not a curated record
AUAUUUGACAGAUAUUAUUUUUCAAUGAAUCCUACCUUCUAUUUCUUGGUAUUAAUUUCCUUUAAUUACCAUAAAAUCAGGUUAUUUUGAGCCAAAAGCGCUUAGAAAUUUCAAUAUCUUUUCAAUCGGCACCUGUGAAAAUCCUGUAGACUGAUAAUUUAAACCAUACAGCACAACAUACAGCAGCGAACUAAUGUAUCGAUCGAAGACCUAACAAAAUAUCAACAAAAAUGGCAAAUGAGACCCCAGAGAGUGAUUUUUCGAUAGAAUGCUUCCAAAACUACUCCGCCCCGGAGGUUUUCGUGCAAGGUUUGGCGGGAAUGGUCGACCAGACCGACGUAGAAACCAUUAUACGGGCACAGAAAAACAUGCUACAACGCUUCGAGAAAACCACAGAAAUGCUAACAAACUGCAACCAGCUAUCUGCAAGUCGUCUGCGUGCUGCUUCCGUUGAAUUCAAGAAGCACACACAACUCCUCAUGGAGAUGAGAAAGGAUCUCGAGUUUAUAUUCAAGAAAAUAAGGGCUAUAAAAACUAAACUAAGUACCCAAUACCCUGAAGCAUACAAAUCUGCAGUAGCAGCAUCAAUAGCCAGCAGAAAACCUCUGGACGAAGAAGAAGAAGAUGAUUUCAAGCCUUCAGAGACCAGGAUAGAGUCCAAGAUGGUCGCUACCGUCUCCACAGAGACUUUGAAACCUACCACUAGUGACGAUAAGAAAAAAAAGAAAGUCAUCAAGCCACAAACCGAUGCAAGCAACAAUAAUAGCACUACUCAAGAUGGUCCCAGUGUUUCCAAUGCAGAAAUUAAACCAGAUAAUGUUAAAAAAACGAAAAGAAAUAGUAGUUCUUCAGAAACAGAAAGCGCAAGUUCUGGUGACGAUAGCAGCACUGACACAGGCUGAAGACUACGAUUUAAAAACUCGGUAUCAAACAAGUAUUAUUCUGAAGAUUGUAUGCUAAUCAUUGCCAGUGAAAAGCCUAAUUUAGGACUAAGAAAAGUUACUAUGCAUGGUAUAGAAAAGUAUUAUAUUUAAAGGAUUCUCAUUAUUCAAGUUACAAACUUACUUGUUAUUGAAAAU